Molecule: messenger RNA, 1790 nt
Organism: Raphanus sativus (radish)
Lineage: Eukaryota; Viridiplantae; Streptophyta; Magnoliopsida; Brassicales; Brassicaceae
Product: L-ascorbate oxidase homolog
Exons: 8
Coding region: 9-1655 (548 amino acids)
Molecular function (GO): oxidoreductase activity; copper ion binding
Source: RefSeq, a predicted model, not a curated record
GUCCGAAAAUGAAGAACACUAAAUUGGCUGCAAACUUCAAAAUCGCAUAUGCCUUUGUUAUCGGUUUGUCGCUUCUAAUUGCCACAGCGGCCGAAGAUCCAUACAUAUUCUACGAGUGGCACGUAACCUAUGGUACUAUCUCUCCUAUGGGGGUUCAACAACAGGGUAUAUUGAUUAACAAGAUGUUUCCGGGACCUGAAAUACGCUCUGUCACCAAUGAUAAUAUCAUCAUCAACGUGUUCAACGAACUUGAUGAGCCUUUUCUUCUUUCAUGGACCGGGAUACAAAACAGAAAGAACUCGUUCCAAGACGGAGUGUACGGAACGACCUGCCCAAUCCCGCCGGGGAAGAACUACACUUACGCUCUCCAGGUUAAGGAUCAGAUCGGAAGCUUCUAUUACUUCCCAUCGCUUGGCUUUCACAAAGCAGCCGGCGGUUUCGGAGGUAUUCGUAUCUCUAGCCGUCCAAUGAUCCCCGUUCCUUUCCCUCCUCCCGCUGAUGACUACACCGUUCUCAUCGGUGACUGGUACAAGACCGAUCAUAAGGCCUUGAGAGCGCAGCUCGAUAGUGGCGGAAAGCUUCCUCCGCCAGAUGGAAUUCUCAUUAAUGGUCAUAGUAGUGGUGCUGCACUCAACAUUCAACCAGGUAAUACAUAUAGGCUGAGAAUAUCAAAUGUAGGACUGCAAAACUCUCUCAACUUCCGCAUCCAGAACCAUGAGAUGAAGUUGGUUGAAGUCGAAGGGACACACACUCUUCAGAAUGUGUACUCAUCGCUUGAUGUUCACGUUGGUCAGUCUUACUCGGUCCUUAUAACGGCUAACCAGCCUGCAAAAGAUUACUACAUUGUGGUCUCUAGUAGGUUUACCUCAAAUGUCCUCACCACCACCGGCGUUCUCCACUAUAGUAAUUCUGCUGGACCUGUUUCUGGACCUAUCCCUGCUGCACCAGCUCAAUGGAGCUGGUCUUUUAGCCAAGCUCGAACCAUCAGGAAAAACCUUACAGCGAGUGGACCAAGACCAAACCCACAAGGUACAUACCACUAUGGAGCGAUAAAUGUCACAAGAACCAUCAAACUUGUUAACUCUGCUGGACAACUCCAAGGCAAACAACGAUACGCCGUGAACAGCGCAUCAUUUUUUCCAUCAGACACCCCUUUGAAACUAGCGGAUUACUUCAAGAUCAAUGGCGUCUAUAAGCCUGGAAGCAUAUCUGACCAGCCCACAAAUGCACCAAUAUUCCCUGUCACAUCUGUCUUGCAAGCUGAUCACAGAGCCUUUGUGGAGAUUGUCUUUGAGAACUGGGAAAAUAUUGUCCAAAGCUGGCACUUCAACGGUUACUCUUUCUAUGUUGUUGGAAUGGAGGUGGGAAAGUGGAGACCUAGCAGUAGAAAAGUCUAUAAUCUAAACGAUGCAGUCUCACGCUGCACUAUUCAGGUGUAUCCAAGAUCAUGGACUGCAAUAUACGUGGCACUAGACAACGUAGGAAUGUGGAACCUGAGAUCGGAGUUGUGGGAAAGACAAUACUUGGGACAACAGUUAUACGUGCGUGUCUACACAAACUCGACUUCUCUCAGAGAUGAAUAUCAGAUCCCGAAGAACGCUCUUCUAUGCGGUAGGGCCCACCAAGGACAGCUUUUGAGUAGCUUUGAAAACUGAUGAGAGCGAUAGAGAAUCGGUUUAAACCAUUUUCAUGAUGAAUUUCUGACCUUUCCAUGUUCUCUCCCGUUUCUUUCAUCUCUCUGUUGUUUUCUUUUACUCUCUUGAUAAUUUGAUAAAUCUAUUUACAUAAUA